Molecule: messenger RNA, 387 nt
Organism: Gongylonema pulchrum
Lineage: Eukaryota; Metazoa; Nematoda; Chromadorea; Rhabditida; Gongylonematidae
Source: the annotation of a GenBank genome assembly
AUGUCCGUGGUGUUGAGUGAUCUGAAUGUGAUUGCAUCAACAUUGAAUAAUUUGGGACAAGGAGCGGGUUAUAUUACAAAGAUUAGCGUUCAGCAGUCACUGAAGAAAAUUUUGAAUGAUCUCUAUUCCGAAUUAAAUAGUCAAGCAAGUCAUGCUAUCGUUGAAAAAGCUCACAUCGAUGGGUUGCGGGCUACAUUGGAUGACUUCAUUGUUUCACAUCUUUCUUGCUUUGUGAAUGAUGAUGAGAAAAGCGCCGUUCCAUUGAAUUUGGAAAUUAGUUUAGCCAACACACAAAUUACAAUCAAAGAUCCGUCAGUGAAACCAUUUCGAAUCAGAUUGAACGACUGUGUUAUUGAGCAGACUGUGGACGACGAAGAGGAGAGUUAA